UGCGGGAUUCCUUCCCCCGAGUCCUGCCCGGGCCCCAGGCGCCUCAGCACACGGGUGCGGCCCCUCAGACGGGCCCGGCGGCCGGCCAUGGCGGCGACACGCGGGGAGCGCGGCCGGGCGCGCUUCGUCUACGUGACCGGCUUCGGCUCGCACCGCUGCGGCGGCGUCCUGCCUCGGGGCGCCCGGGGACGGCGGGGGCGGGCGGCGGGGGACGGCGAGCAGCCGCCCGACCCCAGGAAGCCGGCGGAGCCCUCGGAGGGGCCGGCGUGCAGCUCCAGCGGCGGCCUCGGGGCGGCGCCAGCAGAUUUAACCAAGGAGACUUUAGCUAGAAAAUUUGACUUUCCGAUGCCUCUGAACGAAGCUUCCAAAGUAAUGAAGAAGAAGAAAAAGGUCUUAGCCUGGGACAGUGUCUCCAAAGUCAUUUCUAGAAUGCUUGAAGAAAAUGAAAAAUACAGGCUCAGGCUGAAAGAUCAGCAGUCGUCGAGUGAAAACUCAAAUUACAGGAGUUGAAUCUUCUUAUCAUCUUCUGGAUUAACCUGUCUGUGGAUCUGCUUGCCAAAGAAGAUGGUGAAGAGUUUAAAGACGGGUCUUCAAAUCACAAUUUUUUGUUAAUUUGGUUCUGCCUUGUUGGAAUUGGGGACUUCAGUUGUUGAAUAGCAAAAGUACCUUCGUUAUUUCAUUGCAAUUCAGUAAGAAUUGCAGCUAAAUAUUCAGAAAUCAGACUUUAUCACCUUUUACACUUAACACAGAAAUGUCAUGUCGGUCUGCAUAUCACACUGCGGCACACGUGUAAAAAUAAAACUUUUCCCUUUUAUUAGCGA
Molecule: messenger RNA, 821 nt
Organism: Erinaceus europaeus (western European hedgehog)
Lineage: Eukaryota; Metazoa; Chordata; Mammalia; Eulipotyphla; Erinaceidae
Gene: C9H5orf47
Product: chromosome 9 C5orf47 homolog
Exons: 5
Coding region: 88-510 (140 amino acids)
Source: RefSeq, a predicted model, not a curated record